UCCCCUGUGUGGUCAGAAGAUGGAUCCAGAAGAUGUUAAGAACUAUAGGCCAGUUUCCCGCAUCCCCUUCCUGGACAAGUUGCUUGAGUGGGUGGUUAUGAGCCAAUUCCAAGCAUUUUUGAAUGAAGCAGAUGGUCUAGAUCCAUUUCAUCAGGUGUCAAAUCCAGCUUUGGAAGAAAACUGUCUUGGUUGCCCCAUGGGUUGACCUUGGCUGAGUGGAGAUGGGGACUGUGAUCUAGAGCUUUCCUCUCAGACCCAUUGUCAGCUUUCAGCAUAAUCAACCAUGAGAUUUUUCCAAGAGUUGGAGUACUACCAUGCAGUGGUUCUGUUCCAAUUUUGAUGGUUGAUUCCAGAAGGUAGUGCUGCAGGAUUAAUGCUCUGCCCCUUGGCAGUUUUCCCAAGGGAUGCUGCAGGACUCCAUUCAAUAUCCUGUGCUUUUGAACAUCUGCAUGAAAUUGCUGGACAGGUUAUCUGGAGGAAAGAACCAAGGUGUUACCAAUACAAGGAUAACGCCCAGCUCUCUCUCUCCUUCACAACAAACUCAGGAUAUUAACACAUUGGAAAACAGAAUGUUAAUGCUUGAUGGGAUGCCUGCAAUCAGAGUUAAAACAGAACUGCUGGAAUCAGAACAAGGGUCUCCAAACGCACACAAUUACCCAGAUAUGGAAGCUGUACCCCUGUUGCUGAACAGCAUGAAGGCAGAUCCGGAGGAAGACUCCUUGUCCGCAGAUCAUUUUCAAACGCAAACUGAGCCAGUGGACUUGUCGAUAAACAAAGCCCGGUCAUCCCCGAUCGCUGCCUCGUCUUCGCCGGUGUCCAUCACGGCAUCGGCAUCUUCUCCUUCUUCCACUUCAACAUCUUCUAGUCGGCCAGCCUCAUCGCCCACAGUAAUAACGUCGGUCUCUUCAGCAGCAGCCGCCCCAUCAGUAUUAACUCCCGGCCCGCUUGUGGCAUCUGCGUCAGGCGUUGGAGGGCAACAGUUUUUGCACAUAAUCCAUCCAGUACCACCUUCGAGCCCCAUGAACCUGCAGACCAACAAAAUGAGUCACGUACACCGUAUCCCGGUGGUGGUGCAAUCUGUACCUGUGGUCUACACUGCUGUGAGAUCCCCAGGGAACGUGAACAAUACUAUAGUCGUCCCGCUACUGGAGGAUGGGAGAAGUCAUGUCAAAGCACAAAUGGACCCACGUGGCCUGUCUCCCAGACAAAUUAAAAGUGACAGCGAUGACGAUGACCUACCCAAUGUGACCUUGGAUAGUGUUAACGAAACUGGAUCCACGGCCCUCUCUAUAGCCCGAGCUGUUCAAGAAGAGAGCAUGUGGGGCUGUGCCAGGUCAGCAGUUAACACUUUUCGUUUUUUCAACUCCAGUUCAAUUUCACCAUUUAGUAUCGAGAGCACAAGACGCCAGAGAAGGUCUGAAUCUCCGGACUCCAGAAAGCGCCGCAUCCAUCGGUGUGAUUUUGAAGGAUGCAACAAGGUAUAUACUAAAAGCUCCCACCUGAAGGCUCACCGGAGGACGCACACAGGAGAGAAACCGUACAAAUGUACCUGGGAGGGCUGCACCUGGAAGUUUGCGCGUUCAGAUGAACUGACAAGGCACUACCGCAAACACACAGGAGUGAAGCCGUUCAAGUGUGCAGACUGUGACCGAAGCUUUUCCCGUUCAGAUCACUUGGCAUUGCACCGCCGAAGGCACAUGCUUGUCUGAAAAAUGCUACCUUGUCAAAUAAUAAUAAUAAUAAUUAAUAAUAAUAAUAAUAAUGGAAGUACCAA
This is a messenger RNA of Varanus komodoensis (Komodo dragon), 1774 nucleotides long. RefSeq names its product Kruppel like factor 12 (gene KLF12). The transcript is spliced from 7 exons. Lineage: Eukaryota; Metazoa; Chordata; Lepidosauria; Squamata; Varanidae. Bases 405 to 1709 code for a protein of 434 amino acids. Gene Ontology annotation, biological process: regulation of transcription by RNA polymerase II. Gene Ontology annotation, molecular function: RNA polymerase II cis-regulatory region sequence-specific DNA binding; DNA-binding transcription factor activity, RNA polymerase II-specific. The record is from RefSeq and is a predicted model, not a curated record.